Messenger RNA from Amoebophrya sp. A120, 2608 nucleotides. The record is from the annotation of a GenBank genome assembly. NCBI's taxonomy places the organism in Eukaryota, Dinophyceae, Syndiniales, Amoebophryaceae.
UCUUGUUUUGUUGCUGUAGACCACUCGUCACGAGGAACUUGACAGCGCAAUGCAAAGUUGGAAUUUUUUUAUGGACAAAAUUAUGAAUUGACAUUCAAAUCAAAAUCAAGUACUACCAUACAAGAAAGUCUCACUGGCACAACAUACAUGGAGCCACUUGAUGUACUUGCACAACCUCAAGCUCAACCAAAAUCGUAUUUCUGAUUCUGUACUACAUUCGAUUGAUGUAAGAAAACUAACAGUGGCAAUUUACCUCCUGGCCUGCUGUUUGUACGAUGCAUGGGUUCUUGUCGCGCUUGCGUUCGUGAUUAGUUUUCAUCUACUUAACUGGUGAGACAUACGCACAAGAAAACAUGAGCCGAUUGCUUUGACUACGUUGAUUGUCUUCUUCCUUUCGUGCUGCAGCAGCUGCUAGCCUGCAAAGGGGGCGGCGAAUUAAUCGUGAGCCGAAGACGAAGGGGAUAUUACCUCCGCUCCAUUUGCCCUUCUUCGACGGCGAUUUCAACGAUGAGAGGCCGGAAGCUGCAUCGCAUGACAGAAAAGGCGACAGGAAGUAGAACUGCGAGGCCUCAGAUAGCGCCGUGACAGUAGACAUUUAUUCCGAUAGCUGCUGCCGCUAGUGCCGAAAAGAGACGCCGGUGCCUGGUCCUACUUUCUGCACUGUCUAUUUCAUCCAAAACUGGCCGCCGGGGAGGAGGAGAACAAGAACAGAGAAUAAGCUAGCUGUACUCUUUAUUAUACUCGCGGCGACGGGCACCAGGAGCACGAAAACAGUAUCAUGGCGGGCGUUAUCGCCAACCAGCCCGUCGUGCUGGACAAUGGGUCCGGCGUGAUGAAGGCCGGGGUGGCGGGGGACGAGCAGCCGAAGUGCGUUUUUUCCAACUACGUCGGCAGGCCAAAACACGAGCGCGUGAUGGCCGGCGCGGCUGAGGGAGAGGUUUUUAUCGGGGAGUCGGCGGAGCACUUGCGUGGGCUAUUGACCUGUAAUUAUCCCGUCGAGCACGGGAUCGUCAACGAUUGGCUGGAAAUGGAGCAGAUAUGGCAUCACGUGUAUAACGAGAUGAAAAUUGCGUCCGAGGAGCACCCGGUCCUGCUUACCGAAGCGCCCCUGAACCCCCACAAGAAUCGCGAAAAAGCGGCCGAGAUCUUUUUCGAGUCCUUCAACUCCCCCGCACUGUUCGUGAGUGCUCAGGCCAUUCUGUCGCUCUACGCCAGCGGGCGGACCACGGGCGUGGUGCUUGAUUCGGGGGAUGGGGUCACGCACGUGGUCCCCGUCUACGAAGGCUUUGCGCUCGGGCACGCCAUUCAGCGGAUGGACGUUGCCGGUCGAGAUGUCACCAACAACCUGAUGCUGCAGCUUCGGAGGCACGGACACAUAUUUCACACCUCCGCGGAACGAGAAAUCGUAUUGGAAAUGAGUUCAUUCCAUGAGGACAGCAAUUCAGCUUUGACAUGAUUUGCUUGCACACACUGGAAGUACUGGAAAAGGUGGAUUAAGAACUUCGCCUAAUAGAGUUGUUUUGUUCAUUGAUUAUGAUUGACGUUGAUCCUACUACAUCAUCAACUCUGCUAAUCUCACGGCAGGUGCGCGAGAUGAAGGAACGAAUAUGUUACGUGGCUUUCAAUCCGGCCAAGGAAGAGACUUCCCCGGAGAAUCAACCGACGAAUUACAAGCUCCCGGAUGGUCAGACGAUCAACCUGGCUGCGGAACGAUUCCGCGCCCCGGAGCUGCUGUUCCAGCCAAAUUUGAUCGGGUUGGAGUACCCAGGCGUUCACGAGCAGCUGUUCACGGCGAUAAGUACUGCGAUCGACAACAUAAUUUUCUCUCCUGCUUCUCGAAACAAAAAGUCUGUUUAUCCAUCUCUUAUGACUGCAACUUAACACGUACACGGUGCCGGGAUUCGUCUCUUUUUGAUGCUUGCAUCUUAUUCGACUGUCUGAGACACAAACAACAUCCAUCCUGCAACAUCAGGUCGCGCGGAUCUAGAUUUGAGGAAAACGCUGUACUCGCAAAUCGUGCUUUCCGGUGGCAGUACCAUGUUUGCAGGGUACGGGGACCGGCUUCUCAACGAAAUGCGCAAGCUCGUGCCGAAAGACUGUAUUAGUGACCUCUUGAUGAGUAUGGUUCUGCUACUUGUUACUACGAAAAUGAUUGCUUUUGUUCUCGGCAGGUGGACAUGUAACUUUUCAAAAGAGUUGGUGUUGGCGUUCUGCCUUUUGGUUUUGGUGCAGGAUCCGAGCACAUCGGGGAGCAAAGUUAAAAAGAAAGCCCUACACUACAUCAACGUAUUUUCAGGUAAAAUCAGAAUAUCGGCCCCGCCAAACCGGCAGAUGUCUACGUGGACAGGAGGCAGUAUUCUGGCAAGUCUAGCGACGUUUAAAAGCAUGUGGGUCAGUCGCGAGGAAUACGAUGAAGAGGGACCUGGCAUUAUGCAAAGAAAAACUUUCUAAAUUUGCAAGCGUUUUUUCAGCUUCGCGCUCUUUUGGAUGUGAUUGUGCUGAAGGAAUGAGACGGCGAAACACCAACGCGAAAAAAUUCGAAGAAAAAAAAACAAAAGUAAUAUACAGAGACACACUGGCACUGGGUCUGGCAGCUGUGUCAUCUCAU